AUGCAGUUCGCCCUGCCCAGUCUGUCGCCGCAGCUGAGGGGCGGCAGCGAGGACCUGGCCUGGGCUCUACCGGCCUUGCGAGCCAAAGGGUAUGCCAUUCUUCAGCUGCAGGAGGAGCUGCCAGCUUUGGGUCAGCUCUACCAGCAAGCGCGGGAGUUCUUCCAAAGGCCCUCCAAGUACAAGGAGACCUUCAAGUGCUACCCGCUGCUCGGGGGGUACUUGACUCCCUACCCAGGCACAUACGAGGUCUUCGAGCUUCGCCGCGGCUUGGGCAAGUGCCCAGAGGAGCUCCGGCAGGCGGCCAUCUGCCGGAACGGUUGCUCCGGCCACGGCAGCUGCGGGCUGCUGGGCACCUGCAUCUGCGAGGGCAACUGGGCCGGCCGCGACUGCAGCUUUCAGCUGUCGCUGGAUGAUCAGCUCCCAAACUCCGUGCAGGAGCCCAAGCACGACACCCUGGACGCAGCAAAGCUAUCGCUGGGCGAGCAGUUGCAGCGCCUCGAGUUUCGAUCCCCGCCAGCGCAGCCGCAGCCGGCGACGUUAGGUCGCGCGGCGCGCGCGACCUUAUCCUUCGCGCAGUCCCGGCGCGCGGCGGACAACGCUUGGGCAGCUGCCGACAAGCUAUUUGCUGCUGCCAAGCUAGAGACCACCCGAGAUGCUGUUGAGCGAGUGGAGAGGGCCGUGGCGAACGCAAGGGGUCAGAAGGACCAGAUCCCUGGCCAUGAGUUCGCCGGCCUGCAGGCCCCUCCUGCAGCGGGGGACAUCCAUCCCUGCAGCUCAGACUGCAGCCAGCAGGGCAUGUGCCUCGCCGGGAAGUGCCUUUGCAACGAGGGCUUCUAUGGCGAGACCUGCGAACAUCGGCGGUGCCUGAACGACUGCAGCGGCAACGGCCAGUGCCAUGCAGGUCAGUGCAGAUGCUCAAAGAACUACGGGGGCCAGGACUGUUCCCUGCUGCAGACGGCCCAGACAGAGACGCAAGCCUCAUUGGCAGCCAUGCUGACGCGAGGCCUUGCCGCGGAGAGCGAGGAGCUGGCCAAGCAGGUGAAGGAAGCCAAGGAGCCCAAGGCGUGCCCGCUGAACUGCAAUGGCAACGGCCAGUGCAGCGGCGGCGUCUGCCAGUGCCGCAGCGGCUUCAAGGGCCUCGCGUGCCAGGAGCAUGAGCCGGCGCCAAAGGUGGCACUCGCGCAGGCCCCAAAGGCUUGCUUGGACCCCACUUGCUCCGGCAACGGCCUGUGCUGGUCGGGGGAGUGCCGGUGCCUCUCGGGCUUCAGCGGCGCCAGCUGCGAAAACGCGGAGAAGCCUCUGCAGCUGCAGCUGCAGCAGGUGACGCAGGAGGACGAGCAGCGCGUGCUGACCUGCGCCGGCGGCUGCUCUCACGGCACAUGCAAGGUGGGCAUGUGCGAGUGCGAGGCCGGGUGGCAGGGCAUGUCCUGCAACAUCAGCGCUGAGCAGCUCGCCCAGGAGCAGGAGCAGUCUGCGAGCGUGCCAUCCGCGGCCUCGUGGAUCGCCCGGGAUGCUCGGGGCAAGGCGCUGCGAGUGCCCAAGCCACCGAAGGACGCUUCGCUGCUGUCGACCGAGGCGCAGGCCAACAGCAGACUUACAAAGGCGGCGUCGGCGCUGGACUCGUGGCUGAAGACGGCGCGGAAGGUGGGCACCGGUCGCCCGGUGGAUGAGCUGGCCUCCUUGCUGUCAGCGGCAGUCGCACCUCCGCAGGACUAA
Effrenium voratum is the source of this 1716-nucleotide messenger RNA. NCBI's taxonomy places the organism in Eukaryota, Dinophyceae, Suessiales, Symbiodiniaceae. The record is from the annotation of a GenBank genome assembly.